AUGACCCACCCUUCGCCCUCACCCCUCCUCUACCCGCUCACACGCACAGGCCCACCGCCGUCCUUCGAGGACAACACCCUCAUCCUCCCCAUGGUCAGCGUGGGCUCCGUACCCCAGCUCGCCGUCGACCUCCUCCUACACUCGCCCGCCCUCGCACUCGAAAAAGUGGCGCGUCUAGACCAUUCAGACUGCAUCCCCUUUGCCGGACCCGACGAGGGCGCAAAGGGAAACGCCAUCUCCACUGCACUCGAAGUCUUUCAGAACCGCGCAGGUCUCACCGUCAUCCAGCACCGCAGCCCCGUAUUCAAGUCGAGGGAAAAGGCCUUUACCGACCGCCUCGUCGCCUGGAUCCGCUCGGCAAACUUCAAGCAGGUCCUCGUCCUCUCAAGCAUCGACGCGGCAGCAAGAACCGACGACGAGCUGUCCACAUCGGUCGUCACCCUCUUCCCAGCACCCCCGCGCACACCGGCCUUGCAGGCCCUCUCGACCCUCUACCCGCCCUUUGAGGUGCGGCCACCACCGCAACACCUCUCCGCCCUCUCUCGCAGCGACCAGGACAGCAACGGCAUCCCGCACAUCCCGGGUGGAGGCAUGACGCGCAGGCUCCUCAACGCUUUCGCAGCAGCAGCAGCCCCAGCAGCAGCAGCACAAACACAGGCAGGGGGAGACGUGGGCGCCCUCCUCCUCUUUUGCGCCGAGGGCGAUAACCGUCCAGACGCAGAGACGCUCGCCCACCUCGUCGCAACGUGUCUCCAGAUCGACGUCGAGAAACCGCUGCAACAUCCUCCGAGCUGGCAGGGCGUCUUUGGCGCUCCCCUCGACCAGGCCAUGUACGGGUAG
This is a messenger RNA of Pseudozyma flocculosa PF-1, 840 nucleotides long. RefSeq lists its product as uncharacterized. The record is from RefSeq and is a predicted model, not a curated record. The coding region runs from base 1 to 840 and encodes 279 amino acids. Lineage: Eukaryota; Fungi; Basidiomycota; Ustilaginomycetes; Ustilaginales; Ustilaginaceae. The transcript has 6 exons. Gene Ontology annotation, biological process: proteasome assembly. Gene Ontology annotation, cellular component: nucleus; cytosol.